Messenger RNA from Hypomesus transpacificus, 2104 nucleotides. RefSeq names its product apoptosis inducing factor mitochondria associated 2 (gene aifm2). Gene Ontology annotation, cellular component: cytoplasm; mitochondrion. The transcript is spliced from 8 exons. Bases 133 to 1410 code for a protein of 425 amino acids. The record is from RefSeq and is a predicted model, not a curated record. Gene Ontology annotation, molecular function: electron-transferring-flavoprotein dehydrogenase activity; flavin adenine dinucleotide binding. Gene Ontology annotation, biological process: positive regulation of apoptotic process; apoptotic mitochondrial changes. NCBI's taxonomy places the organism in Eukaryota, Metazoa, Chordata, Actinopteri, Osmeriformes, Osmeridae.
AAUUCCUGUUUAAUAGAGUUGCUUCCAUGGGUGUUGACAACAUACUCUUACGCGUUGAAAAGUUGUUAAAGUCUCUUAGCGAAUUUGCACACUGCCGAUUAUAGUGACACACCGGGCUCCUUGUAUUCGAUCAUGGGUGGCCAAAUAUCAAUGGAUGGUGUUCAUGUGGUUGUAGUCGGCGGUGGUUUUGGUGGCGUCGCAGCAGCGCAGCAACUCAAGUACAAGGGAAUACCCUUUACUCUCAUUGACAUGCGGGAUGCCUUUCAUCACAAUGUGGCUGCACUGAGAGCCUCUGUACAGAGUGGCUUUGCCCCGAAGACCUUUAUCCCGUAUGCUGAAACAUUUGGAGAACGUUUUCUUCAGGGUAGUGUGGUUCUGGUGGACCCUGUCUCUCAAAUUGUAGUAUUGGAUGGAGGGAAGGAAGUGAAAUUCUCUCAUCUUAUACUGUGCACGGGCACCGACGGACCCUUCCCUGGGCACAACACUGUGGUCUCAUACCAGUCAGCCAUUCAGAAGUAUGAGGACUUUGUAAAUGAGAUCCAGGCUGCUGGCUCAGUCCUCGUGAUUGGGGGUGGAUCCACAGGUGUGGAGAUGGCUGCAGAGAUCAAAACUGAAUACCCAGACAAAAAGGUAGAAUGCAUCCCUCAGACUCACGAUACUGGAAGAUUGAAGAGGGCUUUUCUUUCUUUUGUUUAUACUCCAAAUCAUCAUGUAGAGACCAUUCAAAACUACAGACUUAAAACCAAAUCCAUAGUCAUGUGUCUGCACCUCAUAUCUCUCUCCAUAUAUUUUCAGGUGAUUCUAAUCCAUUCUCAUAUCGGAAUGGCAGACAAAGAGCUGCUGCCCAGUGUCAGAGAGCAGGCCAAGGAGGUGCUGUUGGAGAAAGGCGUGGAACUUGUGCUGGGGCAGAAGGUGUCUAACUUGGCUGAGCUGGAAUUGAAUGUGAUCAAGAAGGAUACGGUUAUUACCACAGACAAGGGUUUGGAGAUCACAGCAGACCUUGUUAUCAGCUGCACCGGGUCCAAGAUCAACUCCUCCGCUUAUAGCUCAACUUUGAACGGAUGCCUGGCGGAGAACGGAGCGUUGAAAGUGAACAAGCAUCUGCAGGUGGAGGGCUAUGAAAACGUGUACGCAGUCGGGGACUGUACCAAUCUCAAGGAACCCAAGACUGCAUAUGCCGCAGGGCUUCACGCUGGGGUUGCGGUUAACAACAUAGCAUAUCGUUUGGCUGGAAAGGCUCAGGCAGCCUAUCACCCAGGCAGUGUGACAAUGCUUUUGGCUAUGGGCCAUAAUGACGGAGUGGGUCAGUUCAAUGGCAUGAAGCUCCCUCGCUUUCUUGUCGCCAAGGCCAAGAGCAACAACUUGUUAUUGUGGAAGAGCUGGAGGGAGAUGGGCCAGACAUCCCCUUAAUCUCAGAACAUUCUAGUCUUCGAACUCAAAUAGUUGUCUGCCUGUACUGCCUGAAAGGAGAUUAGUGCCUUAGUAUCAAGGAUAGUUGUACAAGGCACAAAAAUGACUGUGAAAUUAUUAAACCUCUUCAAAAAGUCUUUGUAGUCUUUGUUUUUGUAAAAGUAAUACACCUAUAAAAAUUUGAGUACUUUCCAAUCUUGAAUCUAGAUUCUAAUACCAGUCUUAGUUUUGUAAAAGUUCAAAGGAUUCAGAGUCAAAUGCGUAAAAGCUUAGCUUUAGUUUGUUGAAAGAGGGCCACACAAAGUGGUAGUGUUGUGAAAUUACCUGCUGUAAAUUCACAGAUUGCCACAACAAGAAAUUACAAACAGUCCAGCUUUAUUAUAUUCAAGUUAAAAUAAAAUUCAAUUGGUUUGGUAUUUUUAAUCAUAUCCAACAAUAUAUACAUCUGGAUCACAGUGGAAUUAAGGUCCUUCGGGCAAUGCUUCCGUCAUCAGUAACUCCAAUUAUUUACAUGUUCUGCUUCAUUUGGCACAUCAGUGUUUUUUUUGUACACAGCACUAGCUAAAAAUAAAAUGCUAGUUUCAGAUUCUAUCCUGAGUUGACCAUCACUGCAGCAUAGGGUACAUUCUGUUAACUCAACAAAGAUACUUCAUAAACAAGGCAUUCUUCCCCCCCCCCCCCCCCCCCCCCCCCC